Messenger RNA from Gastrolobium bilobum, 1356 nucleotides. RefSeq names its product abietadienol/abietadienal oxidase. The record is from RefSeq and is a predicted model, not a curated record. Gene Ontology annotation, biological process: multicellular organism development; brassinosteroid homeostasis; sterol metabolic process. The coding region runs from base 1 to 1356 and encodes 451 amino acids. Gene Ontology annotation, molecular function: oxidoreductase activity, acting on paired donors, with incorporation or reduction of molecular oxygen; monooxygenase activity; iron ion binding. NCBI's taxonomy places the organism in Eukaryota, Viridiplantae, Streptophyta, Magnoliopsida, Fabales, Fabaceae. The transcript has 8 exons.
AUGAAAGAAAAUAUUUCAGAAACAUGGCUAGUUAUGAUCACUGUGAUAUUAGCCACUGCAAUAUUUGCAAAGUUGAUUGAAGUCAAGUUAAGGAAGGAAAACAAAAGCAAAUGCAGAUUACCACCAGGAAGGAGAGGCUGGCCUUUGAUUGGUGAUAGCAUCAAUUGGUACAAUGCUGUUGCAAGUUCUCAUCCCCCUCAGUUUGUUGAAGAAAUGGUGAAAAGGUAUGGUAAGAUAUUUUCUUGCAGCAUAUUUGGAAAAUGGGCAGUGGUGUCAGCAGAUCCAAGUUUCAACCGCUUUGUAAUGCAAAAUGAAGGCAAAUUAUUCAUGUCAAGUUAUCCAAAGUCUUUCAGAGAUUUGGUUGGCAAAAAUGGUUUGAUCACAGUGCAAGGAGAGCAACAAAGGAAACUACAUGGGAUUGCCUCCAAUAUGAUGCGCCUAGAGAAGCUUAAGUUCCAUUUCUUGAAUGAUAUACAAAAGGUCAUGCUCCAAACUUUGAGCAAUUUUGACAAUAACCAAGUCAUUCUUCUCCAGGAUGUUUGUAGAAAGGUAGCUAUAAAUUUAAUGGUUAAUCAACUAUUUGGGGUUUCAACUGAGUCUCAAGUCAAUGAAAUGGCUCAGUUGUUUUCUGACUUUGUUGAUGGUUGUCUAUCCUUUCCCAUCAACAUCCCAGGCUUUGCAUAUCACACUGCUAUGAAGGCAAGGGAGAAAAUCAUAAGCAAGAUAAACAAUACCAUAGAGGUACACAGACAAAAUGUUGGUCCCAUAGUAGGUAAUGGAGUACUUGGAAGACUACUAGAGGAAGAAAGCUUGCCAGAUGAUACUGUUGCAGACUUCAUCAUCAAUCUUCUCUUUGCAGGGAAUGAAACAACCACCAAAACAAUGCUUUUUGCAAUUUAUUUCCUUACUCAAUGUCCUAGAGCCAUGAAGCAACUUCUGGAUGAACAGGAUUCUCUAAGGAGUAAUUCUGGAGAAGAAUUUCUUACAUGGCAGGAUUAUAAAGCAAUGCCAUUCACUCAAUGUGUUAUUGAUGAAACACUUAGACUUGGAGGCAUUGCAAUUUGGUUAAUGAGAGAAGCUAAAAAAGACAUUCAUUACCAAGAUUUUGUGAUUCCCAAAGGGUGCUUUAUAGUUCCAUUUCUUUCAGCAGUACAUUUAGAUGAGAAUGUGUACAAUGGAGCUCUAAACUUCAAUCCUUGGAGAUGGAUGGAACCUGAAAAUGAGGAAAAUAGAAACUGGAGAACUAGUCCAGUCUAUGCACCCUUUGGAGGAGGUGCUAGAUUCUGUCCAGGAGCAGAGCUGGCUCGUCUUCAAAUUGCUUUUUUUCUUCAUUACUUUGUAACUACCUACAGGUAA